Pneumocystis carinii B80 is the source of this 606-nucleotide messenger RNA. Its product is annotated as peptidyl-tRNA hydrolase. Gene Ontology annotation, molecular function: peptidyl-tRNA hydrolase activity. The coding region runs from base 1 to 606 and encodes 201 amino acids. Lineage: Eukaryota; Fungi; Ascomycota; Pneumocystomycetes; Pneumocystales; Pneumocystaceae. The transcript is spliced from 4 exons. The record is from RefSeq and is a predicted model, not a curated record.
AUGAGGGGAGAAUUUGGAGGAAUACAGAGGAUAUUGAUAAGUAGUAUUGGAAAUCCAGGUAGCGCUUAUCGGUUUACAAGACAUAAUCUGGGACAUUAUGUUUUAGAGGAGAUCAGGAAAUAUUUUGGGUUUUCAGUGUUUAAAAGAGAUUCAUUAGUCUUUGGAUCAUAUGCAGAGAAACGGGAUUCACCGUUUUUAUUGUUUCGUUCAGAUAUUUAUAUGAAUGAAUCGGGUUUAGCGGUAUAUAAGGCAUGGUCUAAAUUUUGUGAGAAUAAAGGGGUUAAUGAGAGGAAAAACUGUUAUCUUGUAGUUAUUCAUGAUGAUAUUGAGGAGAAUUUUGGAGUUCUUAAGGUAAAAAAUAGUGGAAAGGGCAGGGGAAAUAGAGGUCAUAAUGGUAUAAGAUCAUGUAUUGCAUCAUUAGGAACGGAAUCAUUUAUUCGCUUCUCGAUAGGGUUAGGAAGACCAUCGACAAGAGAAUCUAAAGAUGUAAUUAAUUUUGUAAUGGAGAAUUUAUCAGAACAAGAGCUUAGCUAUGUAAAUGAAAGAACUAUUCCGGAUGUAGUUAAGGAGAUUUAUAAACUGACAGAAGAAAUCAAGAGCUAUUAG